Mycena citricolor is the source of this 4388-nucleotide messenger RNA. Lineage: Eukaryota; Fungi; Basidiomycota; Agaricomycetes; Agaricales; Mycenaceae. The record is from the annotation of a GenBank genome assembly.
GGGGUCAUCAUCCGCAAAGGGUCAGUGCCAGCAGCCCAGCUGCACGCUGUCCGCGCUCACCAUUUGUCGUCCGACAUUUUCGUCCGAAUUGUGUUCGACGCCGACCUUUUUGAUCGUAUGAAUUGCUGACCGCGUGCCACCCAUCAAUCCCAUGAACAUGACCCCAUCAAAUGCGCACGCUGAAUCUGGACGUCAUUCCCCGUCGCGCAGACAACGUGUAACAACCCGCUUCUGCAAAUUCUCCCGCGAUACCAUGGACUCCACGUUCACUGCAACUCUUUAUACAACUGAAGCCACAGCGGCCGAAGCACGUUAUGCCGAUGAGGGCGCACUGCGCGAACUUUGCGUAUGGCGCGUAGAUCUGAAGGGCGUAGGGGCAUUCCGGGCCAACGCAUCGGCAAGUGCCGAGGAAGGUUUUUACACAGAUUUCGAUAUAGGGCUCGAGGUGGACAGUGCUGAGGUUCGAGGCGUGCUUCUAGACACUGCGGGUUUGGAAUGGGGCAGGGUUGUCUUCGGGUUUACGACCUGAGAUUCCGUUACACUUGCAGGCUUAGGUACUUUAAGCACACGCCGAAGCCUGGGAAAUCGACGGAAUGUGAAAAAAACGGAGGGAGGCACCGAGACGGGUGAUGUGUGUUGCGUGGUCGACCGAAUCUGAGAUAAACGCGAGAUUCUAGGAGAUGCGCGGAAGAUGCGAUCUGUUCGCUUGUAAAUGGGGAUAGCACCCUCGAACCCAGUUCUUUGCCACGCUGUACGAAUUUGGCGCGGGCCGUGGAUCAAGGUCUCACCUUUUCAAAGCCACAAAAUCCAUAUCCACAUUUUCGCGCCCUAUAAAACCAUCUCUGCCGCCAUGUCGUUAGGGCCGCACCAGCAUGUUUCCUCCCUCGCCCCCCGCCAGCGCCCCAUCGGCCGAAAACGUCAAAAUGGAAUCCGAGACCUCCGACGUCAGCUCUCUCUCCCGCGCUCAACUGGUCGCCGCUCUCGAACCUAUAUCAUCGACCCGCCCGUCGUGGUCCAACUGGGCGCAAACUUUCCACUGCACUCCCUCCGCACGCUUCGCUCCCCGCACUGUGCACGAAUGCCGUCUCGCCCUUGAGCUCGCACGCCGUGACGGUCGCGUCUUGCGACCAGUGGGCAUCGGGCACUCUCCGUCCGACUUGGCCUGCACAAGAGACUAUAUGCUCGACAUGACGCGCAUGAACCGAGUGCUCGAGAUCAAUGCUGCCUCCAGCUACGUCCGGGCGGAGGCGGGUAUCACACUCGACGCCAUACACUCAGCUCUAGGCCCGCAUGGCCUGGCCAUGCGCAACUUGGGCUCAAUCUCAGACCAGACAUUGGCCGGGAUCGUCACCACUUGCACCCACGGAUCCGGAGUCGACUUUGGCGUCAUGUCAACCCAUGUGAUAGCCCUGUCUCUGCUGACACCGUCUCUUUCCCUCGUUCAUCUCUCGCCUCGCGAUCCGGAUCCCAAGAUACGCGACCUAUUCACUGCGACCAUUUGCGGGUUGGGCUCGACCGGUGUCAUCAUUGACAUCACGCUCGAGGUCGAACCUGCUUUCAAUCUCAGGGACGAGCAUACAUUGCGGCCUUUCGGCGAAGUCAUAGACGAGCUGGACGAGCUGAAAGGGAAGGGGGAACAUGUCCGGUUGUGGUGGUUUCCAGCAGUGGGCCAGGUCAAAUGCAGUGUUGCCGACCGGACCAAAGAACCUCGGCGGCUGCCAUUCUCUGGAUGGACCGCAUGGUUCUGGGAUGCGGUCAUUGGCUUCCAUGCGAUUCAGACUAUGCUGGUCUUCAGUCGCUUCCGAGUGUUCUCCGAUGCCGCUCCCAUCGCUCCAAGCCAGUCUCCGAAGACCAGUCGGCUAUUUUCGGCGCUAUUGUGGGGUCCCCGUCACGUUCUGGCCCCCCUGCACCACUUCACAAAAAACGCGCACAUCUACGCAUGCCGGUUGGCGCUCUGGAUGGGCGGGAAGCACAGCGUGACGGUCAACCGUAGCGAUCUGGUGUUCAAUAUCGAAUGUCGGUACCCUCAACACACCACGGAAUGGGCGGUUCCCUCUGCAAAUGCGAAAGCUUGCCUCCUAGAACUCAAUCAGUGGCUUGAGGAACAGAGGGUGACUGAUGGUCCUUCGUCUCGACCGCAUUUUCCCAUUGAGAUCCGAUUUAGUAAGGCGGACGACCUGUGGUUGAGCCCUAGUAACGGCGUCGAGACGUGCUGGAUCGGAGUUGUGGUGUUCAAACCGUACAACCUUCCAGUGCGGUACCAAAACCUGUUCUCCGCGUUCGAGAGAAUCAUGGAAGCGCAUUCGGGCCGACCGCAUUGGGCUAAGGCGCAUCAUUUGACGCCGCAGACUACACAAGCGAUGUACCCCCAACUCGGAAAAUUCCUGGCAGUCUUGCGUGGCGCUGAUCCGGAGGGAAUUCUACGAAACGAGUACGUCGAACGGCACCUACUCUCUCGGGACCAUCCGGAGGCGUUUUGGGGGAGGGAGUACAAGCUGCGGAAUGGACCUCCGCGUCUCUCACGGCCUUGGCUCGCUCGAUCGGACUGGCGCCACGAUUGGCGCAUUCCACCACCACCUUCCCACGUCGCCCAACUCAAAGCGGACAGGGCGGCCCGGGUCGACUGGACAAUCGCAGACCAGUCUCUCCCCUCCUCAGACUCGGAGUCGGAUGCCGAGACCUUGGCAGAACUCGAUGUUCCCCAGUGCGCUAAAUACUAGCCACUGACCCAUACGAAAAGUAUCUUAGACAAGCAGCACUGCCGCAACGGAUUGAUUGUCUGCUAACUAUGUCGUAUUUCGCAGUUCUGAUAAGUAGAUUGUUGUAAACUCAUCAUAUGCCCAGCUGUUGCUGGAUGGACUCGCGAACUCUUCUCUCAUAUUCGGGCCGGUUGUCACGAUACAGCUUGCUGCAGUCAACGCUCGCAGGGGACUCGAGAUUGGGCUCUGAGUCCAUUGUCAGAGAGAGCGGGAGUCGGCACGACAUACGAUUCAUACGCACCGGCCAACAUGGAGAUCACACUCAGAAUAACCUUCUCGACACUCUGCACCGGGCUCCAGCGCUCCGAUGCCUGCUCGUACUGCAUCGGGUCGUCUCCCGGUGUAUGCAAGAUCGAGAUGCAGACCGUCCCGUCCGGGUAAACUAGAGUGCCAGACAUCAGUCUCAAUUCGCCGAUUGAUCCAAGGGGGCCCUGGUCUUGUCUUGUGAAGAUGGGGAUGAUCGGCGCUGGAUACACAGAUGGAUCCCGCUUUGACAGGCUGUUCCAUCUGCGAAGCACGACGGCUAUGCAUCGGCUGGCCGGGCUGAUCGUGGAAUUGCGGGGGGGAAACAGCAUCGUACGAGAACAAGUGAUGGCGACCAGGGACCGGGCACAAGCACAAGACACGUACUAUUGGGAUGGAACAGCGGCGGGUCAAACUUCAUUUUGAAAGGGGAUAGCGGGUAGUCGGAGGGCUGGGACCGCGAGCCGUUUCGCCGCGAACACCCCGCCUUCCUACACACUUUCAACAGCCGGUCUAGCGGCAGCCGAGGAACAUACAAAUGGAGUGUCCUGGGGCCCGGAGAUGAGCGCCUCCCAGGUGAAGAAGUCGCUCUCAGUUAUAGGCCCUUGAUUUCAGAUCGGGACGAGCACACGGUUGCAGGGAUCCGGGCCUGGGCGCACCAGCAGUGAACAUCCCAUCGGGUGAUCCUGUGUGAUUGGUGGCCGUGUGAGACCGGUCUCUGGAAGCACACGUAGCGUAUGACCUGACCUCCAGAUGUGAGCUGUCGGUACUCCGUCAUGAGCCGCCGAAGGGCGGUGGAGGAGUUGUUGCUGCGCGAGUUCAUCGUGGUGAUGGAUCGAGGAGUGCGCUGAUGGCCGCGGCAUCAGAUGAGAAGCAGCCGGGAUCAGAAACCACUCUAAACGCUUAAGAUUAUGGGUCACGUAGGGCUACAGUUCCAGAAGUGGAUAUCUAUGGUACAUUUGAUAUCAUGGCCGCCGACACAACAUAUAAAAUCAUUAGGCAUCAUCGAGAAUCAGACGGGGAACAACGUUCAUCGCCAUGAGCUUGGCACAAAAAUUAGCGAGGAGAAAUGCGGCCGGGAGACCUGUGGAUGAGCGCCCACCUCUUGAAAAAGCAACUUGGCUGCGUAUGGGAUGGUGAGCUGCGCCAUUUUCUUGGAACUCUUGCAGAAUGGACACCAGCCAUUGUAACCCAUGAGACCACACUUUGAGCAUGCGUUCACUUCAAACUUGUCUGACGAGAUCAUCAGCCGUUCAAGAAGAAGUUGAGUUGCGCCAUAACCGAUAAGACAAUCGCGUUCCAUCUCUCCUAGCCGCAAUCCCCCUUCCCUGGAUCGACCUUCCGUCGGCUGACGCGUCAGUGUAGCUCGCGGCCCCCUGCAGUGAC